ACCAUAAAUCACACAUAUGCCUCACGGAAGUCUACGCACUCAAAAGUCGAUAACAAGGAGGAGAAGUGUCUGGUUGAAUUCAGAUGCCAUUGAUGUGCUGUUAGCCAACCAGGAGAAGGAUAACAAAGCGAAAACUUGUCACCAUGGACACAAACGAGGCCCAUCAAGUUGCAGUCUCUGACAGCGACUCUGAUGAUGAAUUCUUUGAUGCAUUAGCCAAUGAAGAGUUCAAAGCUGGCAGUGAAGAAAACGAGUCUCUGUCAAGAAGCAGUGGUGAUGAUCAUCCAUCAGUGCAGUCUGUAGAGAAUUGUGUUUCAGUGUCAGGUGAAACUGCAAAGGAUUUGCCUUCAGAUUGCCAACCUGGGCAAGAGGAAACUAUAGAUGUCAGUUCUGUUUCAAAGACAGAACUGAAUAUAGAGGAAACUUGUGACAGUUUAUCCAGCAGAAUGAAAGAAAGUGUGAAGGUUUUGGACAAAUCUGGAGGUGAUGCCUGCUCUAGUGUUGUAGACGAUGCAAAUGUAGAUAAUGAACAAACAUCUGAUAAUUUGAUAGUUUCUUCAGAUAUUUCUACUGGUCAACCAGUUAGUUCAGAUGGUUCCACGAGUCAGCCAGUUGUUUCAGAGGAUCAAGAACUCACUCAGGAUGAAGAGGUGUGCAAAGGCCUGGAAGCAGAGGAGAAGGAGGAUGAUAGGUUGCAGGAAGAAGGAGAGAAUGUGGAGGAAGAGAAGAUAGUGGAAGAUGAGAUGGGGAUGAGGCAACAAAGGGAAGAUGCAAUGACCGAUGAAGAGAGAGAGAAUCUAAAGGAGGAAGCUCAGUCACACAAGGCAAGAGGAAACAAUCUGUUCAAACAAGAUGAGUUUCUGGAUGCAAUAUCCUCCUACUCCCAAGCAUUGGAAGUCUGCCCUCUCUGUUACAAAAAGGAGAGGUCAAUAAUGUUUGCAAACAGAGCAGCAUGCAGAGUGCGUCGAGAGCAGAACGAGAUGGCCAUAGAAGACUGCAAUAAGGCCCUUGAACUUCAUCCACACUACUUGAAGGUAUGGCUAAGGAGAGCAAAUACCUAUGAGCUAAUGGAGAAGCUAGAUGAAGCCUUGGCAGACUUCAAACAAGUCCUGGAGUUAGAUCCAAGCUCUUAUGAAGCUAGAGCAGCUUGUAUGAGGCUUCCUGAGCAGAUCAAGGUUAGAAAUGAAAAACUGAAAGAGGAGAUGUUUGGGAAGUUGAAAGACCUUGGUAACCUGGUGCUACGUCCUUUUGGUCUGUCAACGGACAACUUCCAAAUGCAGCAAGAUCCCAACACAGGAUCCUACUCUGUCAACUUUAGUCAAAACCCGACUUCAGGGAAUGGGAGACCGUAACAGAGUGAUGACUCAUUUAAGGUGGAGGGACUAAAAAACCCAUUCUCAUUGUGUUGAAGCCAUAACCCAUGGAAAUCUUGUGCGAUGUCUUUUUAUCCUGUCAACAGAAGAAGCGUUAAGAUUUGUCACCCAAAACCCAGGCCAACUUCUGGGAAUGAGAGACCUUAGCACAGGCUUAGCACAGUGAUCCAUGUGAUGAACAGCUCUCUUUGUGUCUAAGGCAUGGAUUAUAACCCUUGGGAACCUAGUGCCAUGUCCUUUUGGUCUCAACGGAAGAAGCGUGUAGAUGCAGCAAGGUCCCUGUACAGAAUCAUACAUGUAAAUUUUGCUAAAAUCUGUCUUCAGGGAAUGAAUGACCCUAGCAAAGUGAUGACUAUUAGGCAAAGUUACAGGCAAGUAUGAUAGUUUCUAAGACAUGAACAUAACCAUUAGAAAUAUAGUGCCAUGUCUUUUUGGACUUUCUAAGGCAUGAACAUAACCCUUGGAAACCUAGUGCCAUGUCUUUUUAAACUUUCUAUCGGACGCAGCUGUUAGAUGCAGCAAGAUCCCUUAUACAGGAUCAUAGUCUGUAAACUUUCCCUCAAUCCACUAUAUGGAAUGGAAGACCUUGGCUCAGUGAUGGCAUUGAGGUGAAGGGAAAAGAAAGUGAGUCUAAUUGUGCUGAAGACACUGUACAUACCCUUGGAAACCGUGUGUCAUUCCUUUUAGAUUGCUGACCUUAGUACAGUGAUGAGUAAGGAUAUAUAUGAUAGGGAUGUCAGUAUUAUGAUUGGUGCAUUCCACUGUCCUGAAAAUAAAUGGGUUUUUUUAAGGUUUCUGAUGUGCUGCAAUGUGACGGAGAAAUGUAGAAAGAAGGUCCGAGGAUGAGAUUUUUUAAUAUGUCAUGAAAAAUACUUGAGCAACUGAUGUGCAUUUGUCUGACUUUUAUUUCAUCAAAUAUUAACAAUUAUGUUGUUUUAGUCAUGUGAACAUGCAGAUAUAAUUAUUGAAUAAAAUGUUUUGAUUAAUUGAAGAAGUACUCAUAUUUAUAAUGAAUCAUGGCGAAUCACAAAUGAAGUUAACUUGGAUUAUAUCUAGUAUGCCUUUUAAGUAUGCUAUUGGAAUCGCAAAUCAGUACAAGCACAAUGCAUGUGACUAAAUUUAUUUUGCUGAUUUUCGUUUUUUUAUAGUUCCACUUUAAGUUUGAUUUUAGUGAAUGAAGUUAAAUCAAAGCGUUAUCAAAUUAAAAAAAUAUACUUUCCUGGUAACAUAUUGUCUAAACUGAUCCCACUACCCCCCCCCCCCCCCUUGCUCUCUCAGAUUUCUUUCUCUUGUUUUAUAUAUUCUAAUAUCCUGCUUUCAUGCCGUAUGGUAAUUUUUUAGUCGGUAUUUAUUAUUUUGUAAUGCUUUAGUCCAAUGGACUCUAAAACUUGGAAAUGGUGUGGUUUCAUUGUGAUAAUGUUUCUUAAAUAAGAAUGUGAAAAGUGAAUAUUUAUCCGGAAAUUCAAUAUUUUGUAUGAUAUAUGUUUAUUUUGAAGAAGUCUAUUUCAUUAGCUGGGAAAUUUCCCUUACCUUCACUGUUAAGUCAAAAGCUUAUAUUAUUAACUCUUAUUAGACUUAAGUUACGGUCUAGUUAUAUGCUAAAAGUCGGCUGAGUCAUUAAAGCCUGUCGAACCAAAGAUCAUGGGUUCGAGUCCUCCCUGGGCAGAUGACUGAAGCCAGUGCAGUGUGUGUAAACGUCUCUCCCAUGUUCCAUAGAUGCAGGCUAUGUUGUAGUGGAUAAUACUCUGUCCCUCGGAUAGGACGUUAAAUGGAGGCCCCGUGUAGAGGAGAGUCACCAUGUUUGCAAGUUAAGACCCACUCCACUAUUCGUAUAAGAGUAGGGGGAAACCCUGGUGUAGUGGUCCACCUGCACUCCCUUAAUCACUUAUAUCGGGAGGAGAGACCUGCGGGUCACAGUGAUUCAGUUCGCUUUUCGCCUCCCAGGCACGGGUGACACCAAUACCAAAAUAAUAAUGAAAAAUCAAAAAGUUUGAACUUUGUUAUAUAUAUCCUUUAUUUUUUUGCAUAAAUAGGGAAUGAGCUUUUGUAGUUAUCAUUGUCAAACAAUAAUAGAUCUUUUUUUUAUUGUUUUUAAUAUCACUUCUGUCAUGAUAAACUCAUUGUAAUCUGUAAAAGAUUUGUGACCCUUUUGGCUGUUUAUAGUUCAAAUACAAAAUAGACCUUGCUUUUAGUAUGUUCAAGAGGAGUUCAGAAUAUGGACCAAAAUAUUCUGAUAACUGAUACCAAUUUUUAUUUGAAGAAUGAGUGUUUAUUUAUUUAUUUAUUUUACAGACAGGUAUUGGUUUUAAUGGUAAAGUUCCUAGUUUUCUGGAUUUAAAAAAAAUUACAUGUUCUCCCUUGUCCUAAAAUCAGAAUUGUAGCAUUUUGUUGUUGUUGUUGUUUUCCAUGACAAGUCACCUAUGAAAAAUGAAAGUGACAAACAAGGAUAAACAAAACAGGAUAUCGAUACAAAAAUGAUAAAAACUUUUUUUAGUGCAAGUUUUCCCAAAUUUCAAACAAAAUCUGCUCUGGAUCCUUCAGUUCAAGUUGAAAAAAUAAUGUUCAUCUCUUCACUCCAUUUUGCCUACCUGAGCAGAAUAAUCUUGUAUAUUUUCCAUAUUUUUCCCCUUCCCUACUUACAAAAUAUUUCCUUACUGCUAUCAUUCAAAUACAUUGGGUUGAAAAAUUGAAAAUUAUUGUUUCAUACCCAGUAAACAGUUUUCAGAUGAUCAUGCCCCCUACAUUGAUCUUAGAGCUGAUUGUGUGAGUUUGUGAAAAUUGAUCAACAUUCAGGAAGACCAGAAAUUACGGCUGUGCUUUCUCUGUUGGAAGUCUUGAUGAAGGUAUUUUAGUUUAAAGGGAGGUUGCCCUCUAUCGUCCAAUAUUUUAUAGGUGAUUUACUGGUUUAAUCAGAUAACAGAUAAAUAAAGAUAUAAAGAUGUAAUAUCAUUCAAAAUCAAGCCAGUUUUAGAAUAUGGAUUGUAGUUUUGUUUCAUUGUGUCAUUAAUAGUUCUUGUUUAUCUGUGAAAGUUUAUUUCUUCUUCCUUUUGUACUCUUUUGUUUAAAUGCCUGAUACAUGAAUUAAUAUAUUUCAUACUUGAAGUAUGCAAAGAAUAUCAAUAAUAAAAUAUUAUAAACUGUUUGAAAUGG
Messenger RNA from Lytechinus pictus (painted urchin), 4523 nucleotides. Its product is annotated as tetratricopeptide repeat protein 1-like. Bases 144 to 1352 code for a protein of 402 amino acids. The record is from RefSeq and is a predicted model, not a curated record. The transcript has 6 exons. Gene Ontology annotation, molecular function: protein binding. NCBI's taxonomy places the organism in Eukaryota, Metazoa, Echinodermata, Echinoidea, Temnopleuroida, Toxopneustidae.